Engraulis encrasicolus (European anchovy) is the source of this 1878-nucleotide messenger RNA. RefSeq names its product thiamine transporter 1-like. The transcript is spliced from 5 exons. The record is from RefSeq and is a predicted model, not a curated record. NCBI's taxonomy places the organism in Eukaryota, Metazoa, Chordata, Actinopteri, Clupeiformes, Engraulidae. The coding region runs from base 1 to 1413 and encodes 470 amino acids. Gene Ontology annotation, biological process: transmembrane transport; vitamin transport. Gene Ontology annotation, molecular function: vitamin transmembrane transporter activity. Gene Ontology annotation, cellular component: plasma membrane.
AUGGCCUGGUGGAACAGAAGGCAGGCAGAGGAUCAGGCAUGGGUCUACCCCACAGCGGUGCUUUGUCUGUACGGGUUUCUGUCCAUGAUGAGACCAGCAGAGCCAUUCCUCGUGCCAUUUCUUACUGGACCAGGGAAAAACCUGACUGUUCAGGAGGUUUCAAGGGAAAUCUACCCAAUCUGGGUCUACUCCAAUCUCUUCCUCCUGAUACCCAUGUUUCUCCUGACAGACCUGUUCAGAUACAAGCCUAUUGUUGUCCUGCAAGCCUUGGCCUAUGUCACGUGCUGGCUCCUCUUCUCGUUUGGAUCUGGACUGCUGUCCGUGCAGCUCUCCCUGUUUGCCUACAGCGUGGCCUCGGCAGGUGACGUGGGCUACUUCACCUACAUCUACAGUGUGGUGGGUCAGGAGCACUACCAGCGCGUGACCAGCUACGCCCGGGCGGCUGUCCUCUUCGGCUAUGCCACGGCCUCGCUCCUCAGCCAGCUUCUCGUGUCCAUCUGGACGACCUCGUUAUUCACUCUCAACAUCAUCACCAUCACUUUCCUGUGUGCCGCUCUGCUGUCGUCCUUCUUCUUGCCCAUGCCCCAAAGAGGAGUUUUGUCCAGGGAGACUCGCAGUGGCACUCAAGCAAGCAUAGAUUUGUCGUCUGUGGACGUGGACGACGACACCCGGGUAGCAUUUCCAUCAUGGCAGAAGAGGUUCCAAAGGACCUUCAAAGGGCUCGGGCAAGUCCUGAGAGAAUGUAUGGAGCACUACUCGUCUGUCGCCUUCCUUUUCUUCUGCAUCUGGUUCGCCAUGGGGAAGUGUGGCUUCUACCAGGUCACCGGGUAUGUGCAGAUCCUUUGGAAGCUGAAGCAGCCAUCAGGGAACUUUACCGCUUACAAUGGAGGUGUUGACGCAGUGGCUACUCUCUCAGGUGCAGCGGCAUCCAUAGCGAUGGGCCACCUCCCCCUCAACUGGUCACUGUGGGGUGAGUUGACCUUGGGGCUCUUCUCUGCCCUUGGCACCGCCUCCCUCUAUCUCAUGGACCUCACGGGCAACAUAUGGGUCUGCUACGCCUGCUACGUGCUCUUCAAGUCUGUGUACAUGCAGCUCAUCACCAUGUGCACUUUUCAGGUAGCCAAAGGCCUCAGUAAGGAGCACUAUGCACUGGUCUUUGGUAUCAACACCUUCGUAGCGAUGGCUCUCCAGACCCUACUCACGGCGGUUGUUCUGAACACCAAGGGCCUUCAAUUAUCCGUGAUCACGCAGUACUUCAUAUAUGCAACAUAUUUUGGGGUAAUUGCAGUGAUAUUCCUGGUCAGAGGAGUGUACUGUGUGUGUUUGGCCAAGAGCUCCCAGAAUGGAGGAGUCAACCAAGAUGACCUGACGCCUGAGAGUCUAUCUGGCAUACCAGGAACAUCACAGAUUUAACAUUCUUUCAUGGAUAACACGCCCCCAGAGUGAAUCGAUUUCUCUUUUCCCUUAACGUGUUAAGACUGUCAAGAUUGUUGUUACAUAAUGGGAAUGAAGUCAUAAUGUAUUAGCCUACUAAAGACUCUGUUAUAUCAGUGAUGUAAUACUGUAGUAGUAAGUUAGUUCAACAACUAGUUUCAUCAGCGGAACAGUGUUGCGAUGCUACAAGUGAGUGUAAAGCCAAAGGCUUUUAUCAUUGAUGUAUUUCCUUUUUAAGUUAUGUUUUAAGGGCAUCAGAUUUACUGCAGUUAGACCUGCAUUAAAUAUUUUGCACAUUUUGUUUUUUAACAUUUUAUUAUGUUAUUAUUAUGUUAUUAUAUUAUGAUUGUUCUAUUUAAAUAGUGAAUAGCACUGAAGCAAAGAACAUAGACGUGUAAUGUCCCCUUGCACCCACAAGAGGAUGCUACUGUAAUAAAAACGUGU